Molecule: messenger RNA, 1338 nt
Organism: Zophobas morio
Lineage: Eukaryota; Metazoa; Arthropoda; Insecta; Coleoptera; Tenebrionidae
Gene: Uch
Product: ubiquitin carboxyl-terminal hydrolase
Exons: 7
Coding region: 231-932 (233 amino acids)
Biological process (GO): protein deubiquitination; ubiquitin-dependent protein catabolic process
Cellular component (GO): cytoplasm
Molecular function (GO): cysteine-type deubiquitinase activity
Source: RefSeq, a predicted model, not a curated record
UUUGAGCCUUUUCUUUUAAUUUCAAUUCCGAGUCAACGCCACAGACACAUCAGAGCGUGACAAUAGGCAUACAAUAGGUGUGAUAGUGUGAUGUGUGAUGUCUGAUGUGUGUGACGAUGUGACGUCAAGCGUCAAAAUCAGUUGUAAAGCCGGUAUCGUCAUUUUUGGAAUCCUACUAAUUCAGCAAUCAUUAUUAUAAAUUAAGUAACAAAAAGGCAGUAUCGAUAGUUAUGUCAUCACUAUUACCAUUGGAAUCUAAUCCCGAGGUUAUGAAUAAGUUUUUACAUUUAUUGGGAGUUCCUAAUAAGUGGAAUAUUGUUGAUGUUUAUGGUUUAGAUGGAGAUGCCUUAGCUUGGGUUCCUCGACCGGUAUUAGCUUUAAUUUUACUGUUCCCAUGCAGUGAACAAUUUUAUAAACAUGCAGAACAAGAAUGUUCGGAUUUAAAAGAAAAAGGUCAAGUUAUUGCAUGUGAUUUAUUUUAUAUGAAACAGUAUGUUUCUAAUGCAUGUGGCACUAUUGCUCUCAUACACUGUGUUGCAAAUAACACAGAAGAGCUCGGCCUUCAGGAUGGACCAUUUAAAAAAAUUUUAGUUGAUGCCAAAGACUUAACUCCUGAAAAGAAAGGAGAAAUGCUUCUAAAUUCAGAAAAUAAUGAAGUUCUUAACUUAAUAACAGCUCAUCAAGAAUUAGCCAUGGAAGGACAAACAGAGGUCAAUCCCAAUGAACAAGUUAACCACCAUUUUGUCGCACUAGUGGAAAAAGAGGGUCACUUAUAUGAGCUAGAUGGACGCAAAGAAUUUCCAAUCAAUCAUGGACCAACAACAAAAGAAAAUUUCCUGGAGGAUGCAGCAAAAAUUUGUCGUGACUUUAUUGCCAGAGAUGCAGAGGAUGUAAACUUCACUGUGAUGGCUCUAACAGCGUCAGAUAAUUAGAAUCAAAAACUAUACAUUUUGUAUUUUGGAUUAUUGGGUUUUAUAAGAAAGAAUCUAUGAAAUGUAAUCUCAAAAUGUGAAUACUAGUAUAGUAUGUUUAUAAAUUAAAAAAAAAAGAAAAAACACCAACAUUGCAUUUUAAUGAAAAAAUACAUUGAAAAUUUGACUAUCAGCAUCUUAAGCGUUUGUACUCUAUGUGGCAUAAGUGAUGUCUUUUUAAGUUUGUAACGUUUUGCGAGAAUUUGUAACUUUUUGUCUUGGGUGUUUUGCAAAUGCCACUGAAGGUGACACCAGUCGCCUUCAGUUUUGCCAACAAUGCAAUAGUGAUUCUUUAGUUUAUACAUAAACAAUAUUAUUUUUGUUAUGUCAUUUUAUGUAGCUUUGAAAUAAAUAGCAUGACUAAUAA